AUGUAUCAAUUCAGUGAAAGUCCCGAAUAUUCUGAUCCAGACGAAGACUAUGGAGUUUACGAUGAAAAGGUUUUGACUGCACGUAGUCUGCUUCGCUCGCUCCAGGAUUCCUUUACGAUUCCAACUCAACAACCCAGCCUGGAUGACACCAUAUCUCGACUAGCUGAACAACAGUCUGCAUUUUUUAAUCAAUUUUCUACUGCUUCGAUUCCAGCACCACAAGCAAAAGACGAUUUGCCUAAAAUUACCAUCCCGCCUUUCACCGGCCUGUACAAAGACUGGCCGCCAUUCAAGGACUUAUUCACCAGUGCAAUUGCAUCGAAACAUAACCUCACUAAUACACAAAAGUUUCAUCAUCUCAAAUCGUUGCUAAGGGAUGACGCUGCGCAAAUUAUCAAACACAUUCCGGUAACUGAGGCGUCUUACGAAACGGCGUGGAACAGAUUAAGCGAACGUUUUGAUCGCCCACGCCAUAUAGUUGCUUCAUUUAUUGAGAACUUUAUGGCACUUCCCUGUGCAUCAGGCGAAAAUUCUACAAUUCUUCGUAAAACAUCAGACGGAGCAAACGAGGUUAUCAGGGGUCUACAUGCCAUAUCCCAUGACGAUCGCGACUGCUGGCUUAUUCACCUUCUCCUAGCCAAGCUAGACUCAGAGUCCCGACGAAAGUGGAUUGAAUCUAGUAAGAAGCUCGAAGCACCUACCAUAACCGAAUUUUGUAAAUUCCUUGAUUCUCAUUGCGAAGAAUUAGAAUUGGCGCAACAUAAGACGCAAUCCGCACGCCUUCGCAACUCUGCAACUCGGGUCCUAGUUUCAACUAACGGGGCGGCCUCAAAGCCAGGCUGUCCUAAAUGUAAUGGCACAGAUCAUUGUCUUAUGAAGUGUCCAGCAUUCUUAUCCUUGAACACAGAUGACCGGCGAGCUAUAGCCAAGGGUAAAUUGCUGUGCUUCAAUUGUCUGAAGACAGGACACUCGACAUCAACAUGCAGUUCUAAAUUCAAUUGUAAAGUAUGUAAUCGACGCCACCACACACUCCUACAUGGCCCACAGUCGGCCGCAGGUACAGCGGCUCGAGCAGGUCAAGAGAGCUCUUCUGGUGCAAGCGGAAUCGACAAUGGUACGCCAUGGUCCGUAUCUCACAUCGCACGCUCAUUGACAUCGACACCAGCUGACACCCACACACGUCAGCUAGCACCGCUUCGUAAGGGAUCGACAGCCUUGCUGCCCACAGCCAUAGUCAACGUUCAAAGUGCCCACGGUGGUUUUUUGAAAUGUCGAGUACUUCUGGACACCGCAUCAGAACUAUCGUACAUCACCGAGCGCUGUGUCCAGAGGCUUGGCAUUCCGCGCUCUGCUGGUCGCAUCGCUGUAUCUGGUAUAUCGUCCUCAAAGGGUGAAACCACUAGAGGCUGUUGCUCGCUGGUACUUAAGUCUCUCGCGUCGAACAACGUCUUAAACGUGUCUGCGUAUAUACUCAGCAACAUCACAUCAUCUCUUCCCACAAAACUAAUUCCUGCAUCAGAAGUCGAGCAGCUUAAGCACGUUAUGCUCUCGGAUCCAACAUUCCAGACACCCGGAUCGGUCGACAUUCUUUUAGGUGCAACUUAUGUCUGGAAGGUUUUCACCUGUAACAAAAUGUUAGACUCAAUGGGAGAUCCUGUGGCAGUUUCCUCAAUUUUUGGAUGGGUGGUCACUUCAGCAAUCGACGGGGUGGGUUUAGCGGAUUCCACCCAAGCUCUGCACACCAUAUCCGAUGUUGAUAACUUUCUCCGAAAUUUCUGGGAAAUUGAGGAACCCUGCCAAACUCAACUAAUGGAUUCCGACGACGUAACCGUAGAAGAGCACUUUCAACGCACGCAUACGCGUCAUAGCGACGGUAAAUACAUUGUAGAGCUACCAUUUAAGAUGAAGGCACCGCGGUUUGCGGAGACAUUAUCGGGCGCUCUUUCACGUUUUCACGCCGUCGAGCGUCGUCUACAGAAAAACGAAUCUCUUCGACUACAAUAUGUUAAAUUUAUGCGGGAAUAUGAGGCACUGGGCCACAUGCGACAGCUAAUGCCUCACGAAAUCGACACUUCUAAUGGGCAGGUUUUCUACUUGCCACACCAUCCAGUCGUUGGUAAAAAACUUCGGGUGGUGUUCGACGGAUCGUUUGCAGACAGCAGUGGAGUUGCUAUUAAUAGCAUUUUGCACAUCGGUCCUAGCAUUCAGCGCAAUUUGUUUUCCGUAUGCUUGCGAUUCAGGAUGCACCGAUAUGUGUUCUCGGCAGACAUUGUAAAAAUGUUCCGACAGAUAUGGGUCGCCGAACAUCAUCGAAACUACCAAAGGAUAGUGUGGAGGGAGAGUCUUGCUGAUCCCAUAAGACACUUCCAAUUAUGCACGGUUACGUAUGGUACAGCUUGCGCCCCAUAUCUAUCUGUCAGGGUACUACAGCAAUUAGCAGAGGACUAUAAGCAUCAAUUCCCACACGCAAGCUCAAUCGUACUUGAUGACUUUUAUGUCGACGAUGUUCUCACGGGUGCCGACUCCGAACAGGAACUCAUUGAAAGGCGGGAGGAGCUUGUGAAAAUGAUGGCUGGUGCUGGACUGGAACUCCGAAAGUGGGUAUCCAACUGCCGGGGCAUAUGCAAAGACGAUGACGCGCAACACACGCUGGGUAAAGACGCCACAAAGGUUCUCGGAUUGCUAUGGAGGGCGAAUGACGAUAUACUUACAUACCAAACUCGCGCGCCUAGUAUGCGCACUUCCAGCAAGAGGCAGGUACUUUCCGACGCAUCCCGUAUCUUCGAUCCUUUAGGAUUACUGUCACCAGUGACGGUGCAAUUCAAAAUUCUUUUCCAGGAGUUGUGGUUACACAAGCUAGGCUGGGAUGAUCCUUUGCCAACGCAUCUAGCAGAGCGCUGGCUGAAGUACCAAGCUGAUAUUCACCAUAUCACAAGCCUGGCGCUACCUCGGUUCACGCCGAACUCUACGACGCACUUGGAGCUCCACGGGUUCUCGGAUGCCUCAAUAAAGGCGUACGCUGGUGCUGUGUACUGCCGCUUCAAGGGUCCAGAUAACACGUUCACGAUAUCUUUGAUGGCCGCCAAGACACGAGUGGCACCUCUGAAGCAGAUCUCGCUGCCACGGUUGGAGCUGUGCGGCGCUCUAUUGCUGACACGGCUAAUGAAGACAAUCCUAAACGUGCUGCCGCAUAAAUCUAUAACAACGUACGCCUGGUGCGACUCAACCGUUGUAUUGUCUUGGCUGUCUCAGCCUCCAGUAAGGCUGAAAACGUUUGUGGAAAAUCGAACUGCUGAGAUUUUGGAAACCUUGCCACGCAGCGUUUGGAGCCACGUCGAGUCGAAGGAAAAUCCAGCCGAUUGCGCGUCAAGAGGAUUGGCAGCCGCUGCAAUUUUGAAUUUCAAUCUCUGGUGGAAGGGGCCUCCUUGGCUUGGCGAUGAAGAGCGCACUCGUAAGCUGGUGUAUCAAACCAAUCAUCAGGAACUACACCAGAUCCCGGGGGCCAAUGUUGAGAUGAAGAGCAGUGUACGAAGUUUAGUGGCUACGGAAUCUCCACUUAGCAGUUUAUUCGACACAUUGAUGGAACGAUCGUCAUCAUGGCAGCGGCUCGUUCGAGUUAUAGCCUAUGUUCUACGCUUUAUUCGCAAUGCUCGGAAGACUUCACGCAGGUCUGACGCUAAAACACUUUCGUUCGAUGAAAUUAAGGAGGCGCGCAUCCUUUGGUUACAACAGGCUCAAAGCUGUUUCCAGGAAGACAUUCAGCAAUUAAAGUGA
Molecule: messenger RNA, 3774 nt
Organism: Rhagoletis zephyria (snowberry fruit fly)
Lineage: Eukaryota; Metazoa; Arthropoda; Insecta; Diptera; Tephritidae
Molecular function (GO): nucleic acid binding; zinc ion binding
Source: RefSeq, a predicted model, not a curated record